AUGGAUACUGUAAUGAAAAAACGAGCGGUGAAGGGAACGGGAAUGGAAGUCGGGAAUGGACCUAAUUUUGUAAAUUGUAUUGUUUUGGGAGAUUUUGGUUGCGAUGACUACAACUUCCAUGUAUUCAUUCAUUACAUAUUAUUCAGUCAUAAGAAGACUCCUUUGCGUAAAUCAAAGCCAUUGUCUUCACUCCAUAGAGAAUUGAAUCAAUCAUUUGAUUACAACUCUAAUAAUGAAAUAAUAAAACUUGAUUUAAAUCAACGAUCGAUUUAUUUCGACACUAAAAGUGGAGAAUGGGUUCAAACAAACGGACCGAACGGAGAGAUGACUGAAACGACUCAAGAGUUGCACACAAUUAAUGAUGUUUUAGUGGAGGAAAACCGACUCUUGAAACUCAAAGUUGAGAUAUUAAUGCAAAUGGUGACGGAAGCGACGGCUGAACUUCAACUUUCGUGUCAAAUGGUUUCAAGAAUAUGUACCGAACUAUGGAUUAGGAACUUUGAUAAGGAGUGA
Molecule: messenger RNA, 513 nt
Organism: Medioppia subpectinata
Lineage: Eukaryota; Metazoa; Arthropoda; Arachnida; Sarcoptiformes; Oppiidae
Source: the annotation of a GenBank genome assembly